AUGGCGGCCGAGUGGGGUCCGGCGGAGCGGUGGCGGGCGGCCCUGCCGCAGCACGCCGCCUUCGGCCGCCUCCGCGAGAGCGGCGCCGCCGCCCCCGCCGCCCCGCGCUCCCCGCUGAUCCGCAGCCUGCUGCUGGGCCUGGACGGAGACCUGCUGCUGUGGGACGGCGAGCGCGGCGCGCUGCUCGACGUCGACCUCCGCCGUCUGAGCGGCGCCGAGCCGGAGCUGGGCCGCUACCAGACGCUGCUGUGCAUCAACCCGCCGCUGUUCGAGGUGUACCAGACGCUGCUCAGCCCCGCGCGGCGCCACGUGGCGCUCGUCGGCACCAGGGGGCUGUCGGCCGUGGAGCUGCCCAAGCGCUGGGGCAAAAACUCCGAGUUCGAGGGCGGGAAGGCCGCGGUGAACUGCAGCACCAUCCCGGUCGCGGAACGGUUCUUCACCAGUUCCACGUCCCUCACCCUGAAGCACGCGGCCUGGUACCCCUGCGAGACCCUGGAGCCGCACAUCGUGCUGCUGACUUCGGAUAACACCAUCAGGAUCUACAGCCUGAAGGUGCCCCAGACGCCCAUCAAGGUGAUCGCGCUCUCGGAUGCUGAGGAGGAGACUCUGAUCAUCAACAAAGGGAGAGCCUACACAGCUUCGCUGGGAGAGACAGCAGUGGCAUUUGAUUUUGGCCCGCUGGUGCCCGUCCCAGUGAGCAUUCUUGGGCAGCGAGGCAGCGAAGAAGUGCUGGCUUUUCCACUUUACAUUUUAUAUGAAAAUGGAGAGACGUUCCUCACCUAUAUCAACCUGCUGCAGAGUGCUGGAAAUCUUGGCAAGCUGCUUGGCCCUUUGCCCAUGCACCCUGCUGCAGAAGACAAUUAUGGCUACGAUGCCUGUGCUGUCCUGUGCCUGCCUUGUAUUCCAAAUAUCCUGGUGAUUGCCACUGAAUCAGGCGUGCUUUAUCACUGCGUGGUGCUGGAUGCAGAAGAGGAUGAGGAGCAGUCAGAGAAAUCGUGGGACCCAAGAUCUGAUCUUGUUCCUUCCCUGUACGUGUUCGAAUGUGUUGAGCUGGAACUUGCACUGAAAUUGGCAUCAGGAGAUGAGGAAGAGCCUUUGGAGUCUGAUUUCUCUUGUCCAAUCAAACUGCAUCGAGAUCCCAAAUGCCCUACUAGAUACCACUGCACACAUGAAGCAGGUGUUCACAGUGUGGGGUUGACAUGGAUCAGCAAACUGCAGAAGUUCCUUGACUCAGAUGAAGAAGACAAAGAUGGUUUACAAGAGCUGCGUGCAGAGCAGAAGUGCUUUGUCGAACACAUUCUUUGUACCAAGCCAUUGCCAUGCAGGCAAUCCGCUCCAGUUAGAGGAUUUUGGAUAGUAUCUGAUGUGCUGGGACCCACAAUGAUCUGCAUCACAAAUACCUAUGAGUGCAUUACAAGGCCACUCCUAACUGCAGUCCAUCCUGCAUCUCCUUCUCUACUGUGUACCAAAGAAGACAAAGAUGAUGCCACUUCUCCUCUCCGUGUCCUGGCUGAAUCACAGCAUUCAUUUGAGAAGCACAUCCAAAGCAUCCUGCGGCGUAAUUCUGCCAACCCCUUGCUCCUAAAAUCUGCCGAUAAAGAUGCUGCUCCUCCCCCUGAAGAAUGCCUUCAGCUUCUUAGCAGAGCCACCCAAGUGUUCAGAGAGGAAUAUAUACUGAAACAGGAUCUGGCAAAAGAGGAAAUUCAGCAAAGAGUGAAGUUGCUGUGGGGACAAAAGAAGAAACAACUGGAAGACCUUAAUUACUGUCGAGAGGAAAAGAAAAGUUUGCGAGAAAUGGCCGAACGGUUGGCUGACAAGUAUGAGGAAGCCAAAGAGAAGCAAGAAGAUAUUAUGAAUAGGAUGAAGAAAGUGCUUCGUAGUUUCCAAUCUCAGCUUCCUGUUAUAUCAGACAGUGAAAGAGAUAUGAAGAAAGAACUGCAGACAAUCCAUGACCAGCUGCAGCACUUGAGCAAUGCAAUCAGACAGGUUAAAAUGAAGAAGGAAUACCAGCAGAAAAAGAUGGAAAAGGGCAUCAGCCCACGAAAACCCAGCAUCACCCUCAGUGCCUACCAGAGCAAGUGCAUCCAAACCGUUCUGAAAGAAGAGGGAGAACGCAUAAGGGAAAUGGUAAAGCAGAUCAAUGACAUCAGAGGCCAUGUGAACUUCUAACAUCUCCAAGAGAAUAAACCUACAAUAAAAGGCUGGAUAAGUGUUCAUUAGUCCCUAGUAAUUUUCCUUAUAAUAUUCAACAUUCAUACACUGAACAAUAUGUCUUUUCUUUAUUAUUUUGUAAAGAUCAAUUAUGAAUUAAAAUACUUUUGAUAAGACUCCUCACAUGCUGUGGUCUUUGCAUUUCUCCUGGCAGGACACAGUGCAGCAGGCUAUUUCAAACCUGAAGUACGAUAAUUAAUACUCACAGCUAGCUCAGAUGUGGGGGAAAAGGUAUCACUGCUUCCUUCAGAAAACUGCCUGGGAUUUGUCUGGGAGUCAUCUCCUGCCUUUGGUCCGUGGCACAGUGACUGUAUUGGAAGCCUGGGGCAGAAGGCAGAGUAGAAAGACCAGAGAAGCGCAUACACUUCAGCAGCUUUUUUUAAUUGGGAACACUUUCUUCAUAAAGGACACACCUUCAAUACAGUUAACAAAUGGUUACACUUGAAUCCUGUAGACAGCAGAAUUCUACAUCCACAAUUGCACAGGACACCAAUGGCUUGGUUCACUGGAAUGCAGUAUUAACUUCCAAACACUCAGUUUGCCUUUAUCAAAAGCUGUCACUGUCUUGACAUUAAAAGGCCAAUUAUCUGCUGUAGACAAGCUUUAGUGGACAAUAUAUAAUUCUUGUUUCUCCCCCUCCCUCCCACACUUCCCCUUUCAAAAGGUGACAUGGUCAAGCUCAGUUUUGAAAAGUAGUACUGCACUGCUACAAAAGUGGCACAGCAAGAGGUGCCAAAGUAAAGCUGUAAGGAAAGGAGGGCUGUGAUUACCUGUUAGGUAACUAGGUUACCAUACAUGCUGCAAGAACACUUUUUUUGUACAGAUUAAGACUAUACAAGUAUAGGAAUGCAUACAAAACUUGAUCUUUCCCCUUUUACAGACUGCAUAAAUAGAAUCCAGCUUUCUAAUCCACUCACCCUGUGUAUCAGAGCUGAACUGCCAGGUUAGAAGUAGUGCCUGUUAAAAAAACACGGACUCUUACUGAGUGAGAAGAACCUACCACCCCAUUCAAAACAAGCUCCAGAAAACCAAGAACUGGAGGGAAGAGUGUUUAGUCUCUGAUUUAUUAUAAGCAAUAUCAUCAUAAUCCACUGAGUGAGCAUCUACAGCUUUACAGCAAGAGUUUUUAACUACACUUCAUCGACAGUGGUUUAAUAAGUGCUCUGCAAAUUUGGCACUUUUAUUUUCUUUUUUGAAGGCCACUUUACAUUUUCUUACAUUUGUGUUCAGCUGAAGCUUGAGUUACCACCUCUGAAGCUGUGCUUUCCUUCCCCAGCAGGACAUUUGGUUGUAGCAUGGCCCACCACUUUUGUGGAUGGCUAAGUUUCUAAUUUUAAAAUAAAUUUUUAAAAGGGAUGACCAGCAGUUGGUGAAAAAGAUCACUCACUCAGCCUCAAAAUGGUCACAGGACUAAAACAGGGGUAAGGGUGCACAACGGAGUAAGGUGGUACAAAGGAAAACAAUCACAUCAUCGCUGAAUAUCCUUCCUCUCCAAACCAAAGGAUGUCACUCCAGUGACACAUGCAGUACUGCUUCACAACCAAGGAACUCAGCAGCCAGCACCACUCCUUUCAGUGCUCAUUAGUCCCUUUUGAGCCCUACUGCGCACACGUCCAGCCUCAGACCAGGCCUACAGGCCAUCACUGGCCACUGGGAAAAGCACACAAGCAUGCAUACGGACACACACACACAUGCACAACUUCAUUCUGCAACUGCUGAAAUUGUUACUGUGUCUAUGAACCAUCACAGACUGAUCUCUUUCUCUCAACUGCUCUCCUCUACAGACUGCAGAAAGGCUCCCUGCAGCCAUCAUCAUCUGCAAUCUGACAUCACCAUGCCUACAGAAAGCCAUUUGUAAAAAUUCACUAAAGGAAAAGCCUCACCAGCCCUGCACAGUCCAAAAUGGUCAGCCAUGGCCAUGGUUCAGGGGAAGGCAAGAACAGGCAGGAAGAUGGGGCUGCUGAUGAUAGGUACUGACAGUCAGACUAGAAAGGGAUGCUGAAAUGCCAUUAACAGUUCUCUCGCAUUAGAAAAACAGUCCACAAAGCUCAACUAAAAAUUCUUUUUCAGCACUUGUCUUCAGGGGCAAUUCCUCAAGUGUUCAGCUUGCUCAGAAGAUGCACAUCAUCACUGUAGUUUAACCAGAAAACAACAGGCUUCCUUAAAUCACUGCUGCACAGGUUAACAACCAGUAACCAGUUAAGAGUCAGUUUUAUGGAAGGGAGAGAAUGCAGGAAAAAAGCCUUCCAGUCUGCAGCUCCUUAAUAAAGACCUAUCUUAGCCCACCCAAGAUUUUUAUUCAACAUUAUACAAUGCUAACCCUUGGAAAACAGAAUGCAAAACAUCUGCUAUUAGAUUUCUGCAUCAGAAGGCAGCUGCUCUCACCUCACAGUUCAGUAAAUGCUGAGACAGAUUAAAAAACCCAAAAUAAAGAACCUAAGUCACACUUCAACUUCUUUUAAAUGAAACAAAGACUCAUCUGGAAGAUGACAACCCUGCCAUCUAUUAUGCUAGUUGUUACUCAGGUAAGAAAAAAGGGUUUGAAGUGUCAGGAUUAUGAAAGAAAUUUAUUUCUUGGGUGAAUAAAAUGCCUUAUUUCUUGCAAUAAAUGAUAAGCAACUGAGCUCAUAUGCUUCUUUUGGCUGUUUUUAAGGCAUUCCUCUCCAAAACCACCAGUCCUAACUUUAUGUUAGUAGCAGGACAUACAGUGCUAAAAUAGGAUUUA
Messenger RNA from Phasianus colchicus (ring-necked pheasant), 4936 nucleotides. RefSeq names its product nucleoporin 88 (gene NUP88). Gene Ontology annotation, molecular function: structural constituent of nuclear pore. Gene Ontology annotation, cellular component: nuclear pore. Gene Ontology annotation, biological process: ribosomal large subunit export from nucleus; mRNA export from nucleus; protein import into nucleus. The record is from RefSeq and is a predicted model, not a curated record. NCBI's taxonomy places the organism in Eukaryota, Metazoa, Chordata, Aves, Galliformes, Phasianidae.